Molecule: messenger RNA, 1002 nt
Organism: Lycium barbarum (goji berry)
Lineage: Eukaryota; Viridiplantae; Streptophyta; Magnoliopsida; Solanales; Solanaceae
Product: probable aquaporin NIP-type
Exons: 5
Coding region: 96-935 (279 amino acids)
Biological process (GO): transmembrane transport
Cellular component (GO): membrane
Molecular function (GO): channel activity
Source: RefSeq, a predicted model, not a curated record
CCUACUUGUACAAGAAUUUACCUCGAAAUACUUGUCAAUAUUAAGUUUGUUAGGGAUCAAGAAAAACUUUUAUUUUCCUUCUUCAAGGUUGAAGCAUGGCAAAGAUUGAUGAUAUCCGAGAAGAUCAAGAAAUUUCCAAAAUGGAAGAAGGCAUCCAUGCAGCCAAUAUCUAUACGUCCCAGCCUAACACUACAAGCAUAGGAUUUUGUUUAUCACCUUCGGUUGUUGUUGUUGCACAAAAGUUGAUUGCAGAGGCAAUAGGCACGUACUUCAUUAUAUUUGCAGGAUGUGGUUCAGUUGCAGUAAAUAAGCUAUACGAUGGGAGUAUUACGUUUCCAGGAAUAUGUGUGACAUGGGGUCUAAUUGUGAUGGUGAUGAUUUACUCCGUGGGACACGUAUCAGGGGGUCAUUUUAAUCCAGCAGUCACUAUCACUUUCACCAUUUUUCGUCGAUUUUCAUGGAAACUAGCACCUUUAUACAUAAUAGCUCAGCUAACGGGGUCGAUUCUAGCAAGCUGUACAUUAGCACUAUUGUUGGACGUCAAUUCAAAAUCUUAUUUCGGUACAAUUCCAGUUGGAUCUAAUGGGCAAUCUUUGGCUAUGGAAAUCAUCAUUUCCUUCCUCCUAAUGUUCGUUGUUUGCGGAGUUUGUACAGAUGAUAGAGCGGUAGGACAACUUGGUGGAUUGGCAGUUGGAAUGACAAUAACCUUGAACGUCUUUGUUGCCGGGCCAAUUUCGGGAGCAUCGAUGAACCCAGCAAGGAGCAUUGGUCCAGCGAUUGUGAAGCAAGUUUAUAAAGGCCUUUGGGUGUAUAUAGUUGGGCCAGUUAUUGGUACUGUAGCAGGAGCAUUUGUAUACAACUUAGUUAGAUUUACAGAUAAACCACUUCUUCGACUAGUCGAAAGUGGGCCCCUUAUUCGAAGUUCAGAGUGUUAAAUAAUUCAAAUUAAACAAGCUUUUAGAUUACAAAGUGAAAGUAUAUGUCAUUUUUUGAAAUCUCUUA